Pteropus alecto (black flying fox) is the source of this 3781-nucleotide messenger RNA. RefSeq names its product DNA polymerase eta (gene POLH). The record is from RefSeq and is a predicted model, not a curated record. Gene Ontology annotation, molecular function: DNA-directed DNA polymerase activity; damaged DNA binding. Bases 269 to 2404 code for a protein of 711 amino acids. NCBI's taxonomy places the organism in Eukaryota, Metazoa, Chordata, Mammalia, Chiroptera, Pteropodidae. Gene Ontology annotation, biological process: response to radiation; error-prone translesion synthesis. Gene Ontology annotation, cellular component: nucleus; site of double-strand break; replication fork. The transcript has 11 exons.
GAGCUGUCAGGAGAGCUAACGUUGAGCGCGCUGGCUGUGGCUGAAUCCACUGGGCUGUGCGGGCGGCUGCCCAGGCAAAGAUCCCCUACGAUCCUUGGUCUGUUUUUAAAUCGUUGCGGGGAAUAAAUCUCUCUCAAUACCGACUGGCUUGCUCCCGGAAAGGGGACAGAUAUUCAAGACCCCUUUAUCUUCUUUCCAGUGGACACCGAACCCAGCAUCUGUGGAGUCCUCAGUGGGCAGUUUUGCCGGGUAUUUUCCACAUUGAAAAAUGGCUAAUGGACAGGACCGGGUAGUUGCUCUAGUGGACAUGGACUGUUUUUUCGUUCAAGUGGAGCAGCGGCAAAAUCCUCAUUUGAGGAAUAAACCUUGUGCAGUCGUGCAGUACAAAUCAUGGAAAGGUGGAGGAAUAAUUGCAGUGAGUUAUGAAGCUCGUGCAUUUGGGGUCACUAGAAGCAUGUGGGCAGAUGAUGCUAAGAAGUUAUGCCCAGAUCUUCUACUGGCACAAGUUCUUGAGUCCCGUGGGAAAGCUAACCUCACCAAGUACCGGGAAGCUAGUGUGGAAGUGAUGGAGAUACUGUCUCGUUUUGCUGUGAUUGAACGUGCCAGCAUUGAUGAGGCUUACGUAGACCUGACCAGUGCUGUACAAGAGAGACUACAAAAGCUACAAGGCCAACCUAUCUCAGCAGACUUGUUGCCAACCACCUACAUUGAAGGGUUGCCUCAAGGCCCUACAACAGCAGAAGAGACUGUUCAGAAAGAGAUGCGAAAACGAGGCUUAUUGCAAUGGCUUGAUUCUCUUCAGAUUGAAAACACCAACUCUCCAGACCUACAGCUCACCGUGGGAGCAGUGAUUGUGGAAGAAAUGAGAGCAGCCAUAGAGAGGCAGACUGGUUUUCAGUGUUCAGCUGGAAUUUCACACAAUAAGGUCCUGGCAAAACUGGCCUGUGGACUAAACAAGCCCAACCGCCAGACCCUGGUCUCACAUGGGUCAGUCCCACAACUCUUCAGCCACAUACCUAUUAGCAAAAUCCGUAAUCUCGGAGGAAAGCUAGGGGCCUCUGUCAUUGAAAUCCUGGGGGUAGAAUACAUGGGUGAACUGACCCAGUUCACCGAAUCCCAACUCCAGAGUCAUUUUGGGGAGAAGAAUGGGUCUUGGCUAUAUGCCAUGUGCCGUGGGAUUGAACAUGAUCCGGUUAAACCCAGGCAACUACCCAAAACCAUUGGCUGCAGCAAGAACUUCCCAGGAAAAACGGCUCUGGCAACUCGGGAACAGGUACAAUGGUGGCUUUUGCAAUUAGCCCAGGAACUAGAGGAGAGACUAACCAAGGACCGAAAUGAUAAUGACAGGGUAGCCACUCAGUUGGUUGUAAGCAUUCGUGUACAAGGAGAUAAACGUCUCAGCACCCUGCGCCGCUGCUGUGCCCUUACCCGUUAUGAUGCUCACAAGAUGAGCCAUGAUGCAUUUGCUGUCAUCAGGAACUGUAAUACUUCAGGAGUCCAAACUGAAUGGUCCCCGCCCCUCACAAUGCUUUUCCUCUGUGCUACCAAGUUCUCUGCCUCUGCCCCUUCAUCUUGCACAGACAUCACUGUCUUCUUGAGGAACGACCCAAGUUCUCUGUCAAAAGUGCCAAUUACCAGUCCAGAAGCUAAGACCCAGGAAAGUGGCCCAUCAGUGACAGCCACUAAGAAAGCAACCACUUCUCUGGAAUCAUUCUUCCAAAAAGCUGCAGAAAAGCAGAAAGUCAAAGAAGCUUCACUUUCAUCUCUUGCUGCCACUACUCAGGCCCCCAAGAGCAAUUCACCACUGAAGCCCUUGUUACCUUUCCAAACCAGUCAUACUACAGGAAUUGAGCCCUUCUUUAAGCAGAAAAGUCUACAUCUGAAGCAGAAAGAGCUUAAUAAUCUUUCAGUUUUCAUUUCUCCACAAAAUCCACAGUCUAGCCCUCAAGAGUUACCAAACCGUUUUCCAACAGAAUAUCCAGAUUCCGCCUGUGUCUGUGAAGAGGUUUCAAAGCUAGAAUCCUCUAAAGCAACUUCUGAAGAGAGAGAUUUGGCCCAGAACAGCCCGAGCAGGCUUGCUUCUUUAAUUUCCAAGCCUGCUCUGGAGGUGGCUCAGAAGACAACUACUACACGGAGUCUUCCAGCUAAUGAGGACCAAGUGCCCUGUGAAAAGUGUGGAUCUCUGGUAGCUGUAUGGGAGAUGCCGGAACACGCGGACUAUCAUUUUGCGUUGGAGUUGCAGAAAUCCUUUUUGCAGUCCCAGUCCUCAAACCCCCGGGUUGUUCCUGCUAGUUCUCCUCAAAGCAAAAGAAAUCCCAAGAGCCCUCUGGCAUCUAGUAAUAAACGCCCUAGGCCUGAGGGCAUGCAGACAUUGGAAUCAUUUUUUAAGCCAUUAACACAUUAGUGCUGCCCUCGGGCUUGCUGCAGGGUUUUAAUAUUUUAUCUGUAACCUGGGAAAUGGAAAUAUGUUCAUUUCUCAAGGAAAUUCAUAACUUCAUGAAAUUUUUAAUAAGAAAAAUUCAGUUAGAUGCUAAGGCUCCCAUCUGCUCACAAGCAUGAAUUCUAAUCUCAUUGCUGAUAGAAAUGUAAAAAUUCAUCUUCCAGAGAUACAACUGCUUUGAGUUUUUAAUUAAGUGUUUAGGGAGACAGUGUCAUAGAGUUAAAAAGGUGUAGGCCUCAGAGCCUAAGAAAUCUAGUUCCAAACCUGGCUCUGCCUCUUGGAGUAUAUGACCUUGAGCAAGUUACUUUCCUUACUUUUCCUCAUCUUUUAGAUAAUGAGCAAAAUUGAGAUCGUGCCUUACAGAUUAUUGAAGAACAAUGUAUUUAAAGUACUGUUGUGCACAGAAAAAAAUUCCCCCUAGCUCUGUGACAGGGGAAGCUAGAUAAUGCCUUAACCAAAAUGACAGGUUUGAGAAUGUGAAGACUUGAAACCCUAAAGUGAUAACUAGUACAGGGCAGAGCUCUGUAUACAGAAACUAUUCAAUAAAUACUGAAUUUCAUACAAGCAAACCCUAUGAUAGCCACAGUUUUAGCCAGUGGCCCUUCUACCCCUCGCUUCUUGUUCUAAUGUAGAAUGAGAUUAUUAAUAGACCAACUCUAUUUGGAUAAGUCAUGGUCAGAACUAUACCAUCUCUAGAACUUUGCUACGCUGAGUGUGAAUUUGAGGAGCCAACAGCACCAGCAUCAUCAGAGAACUUGUUAGAAAAUCAUCUCGGCCUCAACUGAAUCAGAAUCUGUAUAUUAACGAGAUUCCUCAGGGUGUAUCCUAAAGUUUGAAAAAUACUGAUCUAGAAGAUACCAACAGCUGGCCAGGUUUGUAGAGGGCAUUUCCUUAAACCUUAAAGCACAAAUUUAAGGGAAAAGUACUUGGGCUUUCAGAGUCAUUGGUGUGUUCAUCUCUUCCCAUUGGAGUAUGACUAUCUAGCUUACGGUUUUAAAUUCAUUAUUUUAGCUUUUUACACUUAUCCAUGUUUGUAGUACUGUAUUAAUCUGUUCUUAUGUGUGUAAGGUCAGCUUUUCUGGCAUUUCUGAUAUAGGAAACCUUGAACAAAACUGAAGAUGAACUGAGUUAGGUGGUGGUGGGUUGGUAAAGUAGGGAGAAUGGUGUAUAUAUCCCCCCUUUCAUACAUAGACACAAACCAACGGCUUUUUAAGCUUAUUUAUAAAUUGAGGGUCUGUAUUUAGUUGGAAGAGGGAGAAAAUGUUCGAAGACCACUAGGUCUAGCAGGAAAUUUCUUCCUCCAAAAAUAUUUUCCAUUUUUGUGGCAGUUAAAUGUGUUCA